Molecule: messenger RNA, 1209 nt
Organism: Odocoileus virginianus texanus
Lineage: Eukaryota; Metazoa; Chordata; Mammalia; Artiodactyla; Cervidae
Source: RefSeq, a predicted model, not a curated record
AUGCAGUUUGGCAGCCCGAGGGCCGCGGGCCCCAGCGAUGGGGGGCUGGGGGAGGCCGGGGGCGGGCCCUGGACUCCGGCCAGCCCCUUCGGAGCCGAGGGGGAGGGAGGGCAGGGCGGCCUGGGGGAGGGGAGCUGGGGUGAGGGCGGGACACGGCCCGAAGCCGCCUGCGGCUCUGAAGCUUGGGGUCUCCCGGGACACUGGGACGUGGGGGCCGAAGACCCCAAGCCGCAGCCUCGGCAAGGCCUCGUCCUUCACCGUGCAGAUGCGAAGCUUUCAAGGACACGUCUGCACCGGCCCAGCGGGGGCUCCCACCCCCUGCGUUUUCCGGUCCCCGCGGCCCGGGUCCGGGAUCUUCGCCCGCCCCCGCCCCGCCCCCACACUGCGGCGCCGCCACCGCCACCGCCACCGCCGCCGCCGCCGCCGCCGCCGCCCGGGGCCAGCGCCGCGCGCGAGAGGACAGCCCGGGCUCCGGAGCGGACCUUCAGCUGCUCCUGCCCGCCCACGCCUCCGCCCGCUGCUCGCCCCCCGCGGCCGCGCUGGCCCCGGCCCCGGCGCUGCGGAGCCGGCCCGCGAGGCAGCGCCGACUUGGGGGCCCCGGGGCGCCGCGGCGGGAGCGGCAUGGGCGCGCGGCCGGUCCUAGCGCCCUCGGCCCGACUUCCCGGCCCCUACGUCCCUGCUGGGGGUCCCCGCACGCUGCAGGUCGGAGAGCCGGACCCCGCAGUGCCCCGACCCUGCGCAGGGCCCGGGCACCCCGCCUCGGCCAUUUCUCCCGGCCACUCCGCCGGGGGCCUGCGGCAGCCCUCACCACCCCCCCGGCCCGACCCUGCGCGGGGCGCCCCGCUACCUGGCGCUGCUUCUGCGCUGGGUCCCCGCAUCCAGCACUGGCCUCAGGGACAGCGGCCCCUCCUCUCCCGCGGCCGGUGUCAAGUGCCUCCCCCCCGGCAGCCCGCGGAGCCCCCGGCGGCUUUCGCCCUGCAGUUCUCCCGACCUCCACCAGAGCCCACUGCACUCUGCCUGCCUCAGCACUGGGGCUGGGGACAGCAGCGCCGGCCCAUCCGCGUCGCAACCCCCACGCCACCCGCCACCCCCGCCAGGUGCCGCCGCCGAGUAGAGGCCAGUCCAUUCAACAGGGCCAAGGUCGGGGCGCCGGGCCUAUCCAGGCCGUCUUGGAGGCUCGAGCACCUCUAUUGGAUGAGCCUCCCUUGA